Molecule: messenger RNA, 1816 nt
Organism: Siniperca chuatsi (mandarin fish)
Lineage: Eukaryota; Metazoa; Chordata; Actinopteri; Centrarchiformes; Sinipercidae
Gene: elob
Product: elongin B
Exons: 4
Coding region: 155-514 (119 amino acids)
Biological process (GO): transcription elongation by RNA polymerase II
Cellular component (GO): VCB complex; elongin complex
Molecular function (GO): protein binding
Source: RefSeq, a predicted model, not a curated record
CAAUUCGCCAUUAAAAGAAGAAGGAAGUUCAGGUGCGCCACCUGCUGGUUGAUCUUGGAGUUGCAGCUGUGGCUGUCUUGGUGCUGCUGUGAGCUCACAGUUGUCGCUGUGCAGUGGAGGUGCUUUUUUUUCUGUGCGAGAUCAACCGCAAGAAAUGGACGUGUUUCUAAUGAUCCGACGUCACAAGACGACCAUCUUCACAGAUGCCAAAGAGUCUACCACAGUCUAUGAACUGAAGCGCAUUGUGGAAGGUAUUUUAAAGAGGCCACCUGAAGAUCAGAGGCUUUUUAAGGAUGACGUAAUGCUUAACGAUGGUCAAACUCUUGGAAAUUGUGGUUUCACAAAUCAAACAGCCCGACCUCAGGCCCCAGCCACGGUGGGAUUAGCUUUCCGUCUGAGUGAUGAUUCAUUUGAGCAGCUGAGGAUCGAGUCUUUCUCCACUCCCCCAGAGCUCCCUGACGUCAUGAAGCCCCAGGACUCGGGCAGCACAGCCAACGAGCAGGCUGUACAGUGAGGGAGUGGGCGGGUAAACAAGAGGGACGCACAGGGGGUCGGAGGGAGGGGUUGAAUUUUGGGAAGUAAUGUCUCAGCGGGUGAGUUUUACUUGCCGACAACAGAUCUUCAGCUGGGCAUAAACAAUUACAAACAUGGAUUCCCCUUGUUGUAAAUUUGAAGGGAGGUGCUUCAAAGUGGUUCAUUUGUCCUGAAAUCGGUGAACGCAUGCUAGAUAAAUUGAUAAUUUCACACAAGACCCUUCAGAGAUACCUGACGGACUUGUCACGACACUGUCAGUCAUCCAUGGGAUUGGUAAAGGCUGAACAUAAAGAAUUGUACCUCGUAUUUAAUUCAUUCUAGUCUUUAUUUGGGGUAAAGUUAUUGCUGCCUAUUUUGAUGGCUUAAAGGUGGGAGUUGAUAAGGUGUGACAUUUUUAGGCUUUUAUGUUUGUGUGUUUCUUUAUUAAACUAUAUUACUAGGAUUUAACAUUGUUUUGGUCUUUGGCCUGGAUAUGUGUUACGACAAUAGCUAGGAGUUUGUGAAUUUCUAAGUUACUAUCUGUAUUUCAAAGACUUUUGAACAAUAUGAACCAGAAAUAAAAUAGAUUGACAUGUUGGCAGAAGAUCUGGCAUUAAGGUGAACAUUUCUUGGUACUUAUCAGUAGUACUUUUCAUACUGUAGCUGCUCAAAGAAGUUGUGGGUAUCUACAACACAAGUAACGCUGGCGUGGACCUGGUGUUGAAAAUGAAAUGACUGACAACCAUAGCAGCAACUGAUAAUUAAUAGUGAUUAUUGACUUUUAAUUGUUUUUUUUGUUUUUUUACUUUACUUACAAAGGUGAGGACUAACCAACUUUCCUCUCCAAUGUUUGUUUGUAGCUCAUGACAUCUUGGAGAUACUGAUGAGUUGUAAACAUAAACUGUUUCAAGUUAAACAGGUAGUUUGUCAUGUAAUGAGUUAUAACUCUCCAUUAUCCCAGUACCACUACCCAAUUGGGUUUAGUUCAUGCUGCAACUUGUGUUGUAUUAUACACCAUUAAUACCUUAAUACACGUUUUCCUAAAAUUAAAGGUGAAUUAGAAAUGAACUCCUCUGCACAUCAAAACGUCAAAUUAAAGUAUAACACUGGGUCUCAUGACCUGGAAAACUACAAUUUAAAAACAAAAAUCCUCCAUUAGUUACAACAGGAAAGUAUAUUCCGACCUGGGGGUGUUGAAUGAAAUUGAUGACAUUACUGCAUUUGCAAUUUGAGGCUGUUAAAUAGUGGGACGUGAUCAAAGUUGCACUUGUAACUGAUUUAACAUUAAAACAACUGUUUUUCA